Anopheles maculipalpis is the source of this 892-nucleotide messenger RNA. RefSeq names its product V-type proton ATPase subunit D 1. Gene Ontology annotation, molecular function: proton-transporting ATPase activity, rotational mechanism. The transcript has 5 exons. Lineage: Eukaryota; Metazoa; Arthropoda; Insecta; Diptera; Culicidae. The coding region runs from base 150 to 890 and encodes 246 amino acids. Gene Ontology annotation, cellular component: proton-transporting V-type ATPase complex. The record is from RefSeq and is a predicted model, not a curated record.
CAAUGCGUCUAUAUGAGUGUGUUGUUAUGUGGUCUUGUGACCAGAGGAAUCAGAAAUUUGCAACCCGUGAUUGUUUUCUUCGAACGUCCAGCGAAACAGUUCAACAAGAGGAUUCCAAUUCCGUUUGAAUAAAAUCUUGGUUUUCCAGAAUGUCGUCGAAGGAUCGAAUCCCGAUUUUCCCGUCGCGAGGCGCACAAAUGCAAAUGAAGGCUCGUCUUGCUGGUGCCCACAAGGGCCACGGACUCUUGAAAAAGAAGGCCGAUGCGCUCCAGAUGCGUUUUAGGAUGAUUUUAAGCAAAAUUAUCGAGACCAAGACGUUGAUGGGUGAAGUAAUGAAAGAAGCGGCCUUCUCCCUGGCAGAGGCAAAGUUUGCUUCUGGAGACUUUAAUCAAGUCGUACUACAAAAUGUCACCAAGGCCCAGAUCAAAAUUCGCACCAAGAAGGAUAAUGUUGCUGGAGUUACGCUGCCAGUGUUCGAAUCUUAUCAGGAUGGAUCGGACACUUACGAACUGACCGGUUUGGCAAAAGGCGGACAACAGCUUCAGAAAUUGAAAAAGAACUACCAAAGCGCUGUUAAGCUGCUAGUAGAGCUGGCAUCGCUCCAAACAUCGUUCGUUACGUUAGACGAGGUUAUCAAAAUUACCAACCGUCGUGUAAAUGCGAUUGAGCAUGUUAUUAUUCCAAGAAUUGAUCGUACAUUGGCCUACAUCAUCUCAGAGCUGGAUGAGCUGGAACGUGAAGAAUUCUAUCGCCUGAAGAAAAUUCAGGACAAAAAACGUAUUGCCAAGAAGAAAGCGGAGGAAAAGCGGGCAGCUCUACUGCAGGAAGGCAUCGAUGUGCGCAGCCAAGCUAACAUCCUAGACGAGGGAGAUGAUGAUAUUUUGUUCUAAAA